Physella acuta is the source of this 1977-nucleotide messenger RNA. RefSeq lists its product as uncharacterized. The record is from RefSeq and is a predicted model, not a curated record. Lineage: Eukaryota; Metazoa; Mollusca; Gastropoda; Physidae.
AUGAAGCUAAAAAUAAAUUUCCCAACAUGGCGGAAACGGCCGAUCCACCUACCGCUCAAACAGCUGAGGCCCAGGACGAACCUGCUGUCAUUCAGCAUCACGUGGUUCGCCGCCAUGUUGCUGCUCUACUCCAGAAACACCAGCAGGCGAGACCUUCUCCCGCCGAGACCCGUGGACGUCUACUUCCAACCAGUAGACCACCACAAGGACCAUCAGGCUUGCGUCCACCCUCAGCUGAACCUCAACGACCCCGUCAUGGCGAAACUCGUCACGGAGUUCCCGCCCCUUGUAUGUAAAGGUCGGGAAAACUUGGUCACUGUGUACAACGGAAGCGUCCAUUUUACAGCGCACCUGCUGUCUAGACAAGGCACGUGCGAUUACUACCCCAUAUCUAGGGUUGGAGAUUAUAAUGUCACUCUAGCCCCGCCCAUUUUGGAUAUUAAAGAUGGGUUUCAAAUUCCGUCCGAUUUUUCUAGGAUCGUUUGUAAGGUGAAUGGCAUAAAGGUGUAUGAUGGGAUACACGCAGGAGCGGCGGUGACUUCGGGUAGGGUUCAAAGAAAAGAAGUGCCUUUGGAGAAUGGGUUCCAGGGUUUAAGCAUCGCUGUUUUGGGGUUCGAUUCCAUGUCAAGGAUGUCGUGGAUGAGGAGGUUGAAGAAGACGAGGGAGUAUUUUCACAAGACGCUGAUGGCCAUUGAGCUGGAGGGUCACAACAUCGUGGGGGACGGGACAACGGCGGUCAUGUUUCCGAUGUUGACGGGCAAGUUUGAGUGGGAACUGCCGGAAUGCAGACGUAAUUUUCCAAGGGCAACAACCCUGGAUUAUUUCCCCUUUAUAUGGCAUGAAAUGAAACGCGCCGGCUACCUGACCUCUUGGGCCAAUGCAGCGCCCCACUCGGCGCCCUUCAACUACCGGAUGCUGGGCUUCAAGCACCCUCCCACAGACUUCUACACCCGACCCUUCUACCUAAUGGCGCAGAACGUGACCAGAAAAACAUUCCAGGAGUGUUUCGGUUCUCGAACGUUCAGCCGGGUGUGGUUCGAUUAUUUCCUGGACAUUUUCAGUGUCUACAAGGACAAGAGGAAAUUUUUGUUCCAUUUCUUGGUGGACAUGAGCCACGACGACAAUAAUAAGAUUACCAAGCUAGACGAUGACCUGAGAGACACCGUCCAACAGCUGCAUGCCGGGGGUCACCUCAACACGACGCUCCUGAUCCUCAUGGGGGACCACGGGGCGCGCUACAGCGAGGCCCGGGGCACGUGGUCCGGCAAGCUGGAGGAGAGACUCCCCUACGUGGCCCUGCUCCUCCCCGACUGGUUCCAGCAGAGGUACCCGCAAGCCGUGGACAACCUACGGGCCAACUCCAAGCGGCUGACAACACCGUUUGAUUUACACGAGACGUUCAAAGAUUUUUUGCGGUUCCGGGGGUCCGGAAAAGGCGAUAAAACGAAAAGAGGGAUUAGCUUGUUUCGGGAAAUCCCGUUAGACAGAUCCUGUGACGACGCGGGCAUUGCGCCGCAUUGGUGCGCAUGUUUAGCGUGGGAGAAGGUGUCCGUGUACGAGGAAGGUGCGCAAACGGCGCUGCAAGCUGCGUUAGAUAAGAUCAACACUUUCACGGCUCCCUACCGAAGCCGGUGUGCACUGCUCUCUAUACUCGACGUCACCUCCGCUUCCAAACUACAGACUAGAAAAGAGGUUCUCAAAUUCUCAAAAACAGACGCUGAUGGCGGGAUUUAUAAAAUCGAUUUCGGGGCCGCCCACCAAAGUGGCGUCACUAUUUAUCAAUUAACGUUCCACACAGCCCCCGGUGGCGGCCAUUUUGAGGCCACCGUGACGCAUGACGCCUUGAGCGGAGUCUUCACGGUCAAUGAGAAAGAAAUCAGCCGGAUCAACAAAUAUGGGGACGCGCCUGCAUGUAUACUGAACGAAAAUCGACAGAUCCGCCAAUAUUGUUAUUGUAAAUCACAGCUGUUGUCAUAG